UGUCUGCGACGAUGCUGUUCACACGGGUCUCGGGAGGCGGGUGGAAAGGGCUCGGCUUGGCUUCUUCCACCAAAGUCGCUUUCAGUUGUGGGGCUGCCUAUAGGGCGAGAAGAAGGGGCUCCGAGCUUGGCAACAACCCCCGUCUCCUCCUUCCCGCUCCUUCUCUCAAGGAUUUCAGGAAGACUUUUGCCGCCAUGGCCACCUCUGCGAGUUCCCAUUUGAGCAAAGCUAUAAAGCAUGUGUACAUGAAGCUGCCUCAGGGGGACAAGGUGCAAGCUAUGUACAUCUGGAUAGAUGGGACUGGCGAGUUUCUGCGUUGUAAGACCCGGACACUGGAUCAUGAGCCCAAGAACAUUGAAGAUCUACCAGAGUGGAACUUUGAUGGCUCCAGCACCUACCAGUCCGAGGGCUCCAACAGUGACAUGUAUCUUGUGCCUUCUGCCAUGUUCCGGGACCCUUUCCGCAAAGACCCCAACAAGCUGGUUCUCUGCGAGGUCUUAAAGUACAACCGCAAGCCUGCAGAAACAAAUAUAAGGAACAGCUGUGCAAGAAUCAUGGAUAUGGUGUCUAAUCAGACUCCUUGGUUCGGGAUGGAGCAAGAAUAUACUCUUCUGGGAACAGAUGGACAUCCCUUUGGCUGGCCUUCCAAUGGUUUUCCUGGACCCCAAGGCCCAUACUACUGCGGAGUUGGAGCAGACAAGGCUUAUGGGCGAGACAUUGUGGAAGCCCACUAUCGAGCCUGCCUCUAUGCUGGUGUAAACAUUGGUGGCACAAACGCAGAAGUUAUGCCAGCACAGUGGGAGUUCCAGGUGGGUCCAUGUGAAGGAAUUGAGAUGGGUGAUCACCUCUGGAUUGCUCGGUUCAUCCUUCAUAGAGUAUGUGAAGACUUUGGGGUCAUUGUGUCUUUCGACCCGAAGCCCAUCCCAGGCAACUGGAAUGGAGCUGGAUGCCACACGAACUUCAGUACUAAAGCCAUGCGAGAGGAAGGAGGCCUCAAGCACAUUGAAGAAGCCAUUGAGAAGCUAGGCAAGCGCCAUCAGUACCACAUCCGUGCCUAUGAUCCCAAAGGGGGGCUGGAUAAUGCCAGGCGCCUGACCGGGUUCCAUGAGACCUCCAACAUCAAUGAGUUCUCUGCUGGAGUAGCCAACCGUGGUGCCAGCAUCCGCAUCCCGAGAAGUGUGGGCCAAGAGAAGAAGGGCUACUUUGAAGAUCGCCGGCCCUCUGCCAACUGUGACCCUUACGCCGUGACCGAAGCGCUAGUCCGCACCUGUCUCCUCAACGAAACUGGGGAUGAGCCCUUUGAGUACAAGAACUAAGUGGACUUGUCCCACAGACACCCCACCCUCUUUCCCCCGUCUGUCUCCUCUCUGUUCUAGAUGUUAAUUCUGAGGGCAUGAGAUACCAUAUUUGUGCCUCUCCUCCCCUCAAACUCACCCUCUCUUUUCCUUCUAAUGGGAGGCGGAAGUCUAGUCUUCUUUCAGCAUUCUCUCUCUCACUUGAAAGGCUGAGAAGACGAGGAGUGGGCAUUAGAGGAAAAAAACCUGAAUUAACCACUAUUUCAUGUAAUUUGUAUGUCUUGAAAGGGUUUCAGUAGCUUCCAAAAACAGAGAAUACGGUGAUCGGAGAAGGGAGUGAUUAGGGCCUGUCUCCUUUCCGCAAGGCUUGUCCUUCACGAGUACUAAUGAAAUUUGUGAAAACACAACGGUGUAUCAUGUGUCAAAUAUUUGGAAGGUGGUGGUGGUGGUGAGGGGAAGUUCUCCAGCCCACCACUAAAAAACGUGGUGAUACCAAUGUGGGUGCAUAUGCCGAUUCUCUGAAAGGCAUCUUAAUACCCUCCUAUUAUAAGUAAGACGGGGCACUUACCUUUCAGCAGUGUUCGAUCUCUUGGGCAUUUUUACAGCCACACUAAAAUUUUCUCUUAAGUUGUAUUUAAAAAGCUGUCAAACACUUUGAUCUGUUUUUGGAAGCUGUCAGGCUUUCUGUUUCUAACACAGAGUGAGGUAGGGUUAUUUUAUAUUUAAAUGUCUAAAAACAAUGUGGUUUUGUUAAUAAAAAAGGUCCACUAAAUCAGCUGUUUGCAGAAAGGCUGAGAUUGCCUUAGGUUUGUUGUGGGGACUCCAAAGUCUGAAGGAGAAAAGAUUGUUGAGACAAGAGAAUGAAUAUCUGUGUUUUUAAUGUUUGAGAGCAGCUUUGAUGGGUUGUUAGAGACAAGGGGCUAUCCGUUUACAAGCUUGUAAGUUAAAAUAGGUAUUAAUUUUUAAUUUAAAGGCUGUCAGGGCAGUGCUGCGUGCGGCUGGCUGCAGCAACAAAGAUGCACCUGUGCUUCAAAGAAAGAGUUGGCUGGUCAACUUAUAAUCAUGUUAUUGACAAGUAUUUGGCAGAGAAUGGGGGCAGAAAAAGGAGCACAUUCAGAAUUUCCAGCAGGAUUUGCAUGUCAACUAAAGCAGGGCUUUUGAUGAAGCAGGAAGGGGGAGAGAAUUGGGAAAUGGGUUUUUAGAGAUUUUAAAUAACAUGUUUUUAGGGGUUUCUAAAGCUGUACAGUUCUACAGAGACCACUGCUGUUCCUGUAGCUACGUUCUGGUGGUCAAAAACGUCUGCCACUUCUGUCAAGAUUCCACUAAUAACCAUAGCUGCCCUCAGAGGUAAUGCUAGCAGGUUCAAACGUUCCGGGAUUUUGUACCUUGGUAUCUUGGAUGGUGCCGAUGAGGUUCCGCUGCAUUUGGACUUGGAAAUAGGGGUUUUUUUGUAAUAAAAGAGAUUUUUAAACCUAA
Molecule: messenger RNA, 2771 nt
Organism: Anolis sagrei ordinatus
Lineage: Eukaryota; Metazoa; Chordata; Lepidosauria; Squamata; Anolidae
Gene: GLUL
Product: glutamate-ammonia ligase
Cellular component (GO): cytoplasm
Molecular function (GO): glutamine synthetase activity
Source: RefSeq, a predicted model, not a curated record